AUGGGAAUAACCUCUUGUGUGUUUGCUUGUGAAGGUUUGCUGAAGAUGAACUCUUCAGACGAUUCAAGUUCCGAGAGGUGCUUGUUCUUAGAAAUCCCUCUUCACCAAACCUCGCUAUCCAGCCACUUGAUAACGGCGACGUGUGUGUUAAACUCUCUGACUAUCAUACCGUCCGUGCUUGGAAGUGCAAUCAUACUUAUAACCAUGUGGGGCAACCCCAACCUAGAAUUUCCAAGCCACGUUUACCUCUUCUGCUUGGCUCUGGCCGACUUUGUGACCGGCUUGAUCGUGCAGCCGUGCUAUGUCAUCCACAAGACCGCUUGGCUUCUUGGACACAGAAAACUAGACUGCAUAGCACGCUUGUUGACGGAGACCGUAGCGUGGAUUUCAGCAGCCGCUUCAUGUGUUAUGAUAUCUACCAUCAGUUUAGACCGUUUUCUAGCCGUUCGACUUCAUAUGCGCUAUUCUAUAUAUAUGACCCGUAGUCGAGCCAUCAAGUACGUUGUUUACAUAUUAGUUAGCUUGACCCUAAUAAGCUGCUCCCGUUACUGGGCAUCGGAUAAUCGUCCCUUCGUCAUCAUAGGCGUUUGUGGAAUCCUCUCUUCAGUCGUCACAGUCGUCGCCGCUUAUCUCUACAUCUUUGCCGUCCUUAGGCGACACAAGCGUAAGAUCGGUGCCCAGAAUGUCUGUACAUCUGUUUCUAAUGGUAGCGAGAACAACGCGAGUGAUAUACAGUCAAAAGUCACUCGGCGUUCUGCUGUGAGUCUUGCAUAUGUUGUGGGGCUUUUUGUCGUCACAUAUGUGCCGUUCGUGGGUGCGCUUAUCGUUGGACUAGUCCAGGGUUCUGUGCAUGGCCCCUCAAUCGCUUAUGAUGUUACGCGCACCAUCGUGUUCACGUCCUCUGUGUUGGACCCUGUCAUUUAUUGCUGGAAGAUACCCGACGUGUGCGUGGAGGUAAAAAAGACCUGGCGCAAUUUACGGGCAAACGUUUGCCCGGGGUCUACCGAUAGAAACGACAAUCAAGCGACGGGUGUAGAGAAUUUCAGUGUCUCUACUCAACGUACUGCUGGUAACAGCUAA
This is a messenger RNA of Nematostella vectensis (starlet sea anemone), 1080 nucleotides long. Its product is annotated as beta-1 adrenergic receptor. Gene Ontology annotation, cellular component: membrane. Gene Ontology annotation, molecular function: G protein-coupled receptor activity. Lineage: Eukaryota; Metazoa; Cnidaria; Anthozoa; Actiniaria; Edwardsiidae. The record is from RefSeq and is a predicted model, not a curated record. Gene Ontology annotation, biological process: G protein-coupled receptor signaling pathway. Bases 1 to 1080 code for a protein of 359 amino acids. The transcript has a single exon.